UGCGCCGGGACUUUCCUCCGGCCGCCAGCGCCGCGCUCCGCGCCCCUUUCGCUUUGCGCAUCGCCGGCGAGGACAUGUCGGUGACGGAGCUCUACAGCAAGUAUACAAGGGUUUGGAUUCCUGACCCAGAAGAAGUCUGGAAAUCUGCUGAAAUCAUUAAGGAUUACAAAGAAGGGGAUAAAACUCUGUGCCUGAAACUUGAAGAUGAAACGAUCCUGGAAUAUCCUGUUGAUCUUAAAGAGAACAAGUUUCCUUUUUUGCGUAAUCCAGAUAUUUUGGUUGGAGAAAAUGACCUGACAGCUUUAAGUUACCUCCAUGAACCGGCAGUCUUGCAUAACUUAAAAGUCCGCUUUUUGGAAUCAAAUCACAUCUAUACCUAUUGUGGUAUUGUGCUUGUUGCCAUUAAUCCUUACGAACAGUUGCCAAUCUAUGGACAAGAUGUCAUCUAUGCAUACAGCGGCCAAAACAUGGGAGAUAUGGAUCCUCAUAUUUUUGCAGUUGCAGAAGAAGCAUAUAAGCAAAUGGCCAGGGAUGAAAAGAACCAGUCCAUUAUCGUUAGUGGGGAAUCCGGUGCGGGAAAAACAGUCUCAGCCAAAUACGCCAUGCGAUUCUUUGCAUCGGUUGGAGGGUCCUCCAGUGAAUCCAAUAUUGAGGAGAAGGUCUUGGCUUCCAGUCCUAUCAUGGAGGCAAUUGGUAAUGCAAAAACAACCAGGAAUGACAACAGCAGCCGCUUUGGGAAAUACAUUCAGAUUGGCUUUGAUAAAAGAUACCGUAUCAUUGGUGCCAACAUGAGGACGUAUCUGCUUGAGAAAUCAAGAGUUGUAUUCCAGGCAGCUGAUGAGCGAAACUAUCACAUUUUCUAUCAGCUGUGUGCCUCUGCUGGUCUUCCAGAACUGAAAGAUCUCUCACUAUUGGAUGCCAAAGAUUUUUUCUAUACAUCUUUGGGAGGAGACACCUCCCUUGAAGGAGUGGAUGAUGCAGAUGAUUUUGAGAAAACAAGGCAAGCUUUCACCCUGCUUGGAGUAAAGGAGUCCUAUCAGAUGACCAUUUUUAAAAUACUUGCUGCCAUCCUACACCUUGGAAAUGUGGAUUUUCAAUCUGAACGUGAUGGAGAAUCCUGUAGUAUAUUGAACCAAGAUGAACACCUGCAUCAUUUUUGCAGAUUGCUGGGAGUGGAGCACAGCCAGAUGGAGCACUGGCUUUGCCAUCGGAAGCUGGUCACCACUUCGGAAACCUACACCAAGAAUAUGUCCCUCCAACAAGCCGUUAAUGCCAGGAAUGCGCUAGCCAAGCACAUCUAUGCUCAGCUGUUCAACUGGAUUGUGCAGCAUAUCAACAAGGCCUUGUACACGACGGCCAAGCAGCAUUCCUUUAUUGGCGUGCUGGACAUUUAUGGGUUUGAAACCUUUGAAUAUAAUAGCUUUGAACAAUUCUGCAUCAACUAUGCCAAUGAAAAAUUACAGCAGCAGUUCAACUUGCAUGUCUUUAAAUUGGAGCAAGAGGAAUACAUGAAGGAGCAAAUUCCUUGGACACUCAUCGAUUUUUAUGACAAUCAGCCAUGCAUAGACCUUAUAGAAGCUAAGCUGGGUAUCUUGGACUUGCUGGAUGAAGAAUGUAAGGUCCCUAAAGGGACAGACGAGAACUGGGCUCAGAAACUCUAUGAUCGCCAUGGAAGCAGUCAACAUUUCCAGAAGCCCCGCAUGUCAAACAUGGCAUUCAUUAUUGCGCAUUUUGCAGAUAAGGUGGAAUAUUAUUGUGAGGGCUUUCUGGAAAAAAACAGAGAUACAGUCCAUGAAGAACAGAUCAAUAUUCUGAAGGCCAGCAAGUACCCAGUGAUUGUGGAGUUGUUCCAUGAUGAAAAAGACCCUGUUCCAGCUGCUCCUUCUGGAAAGAAAACAUCUUCAAAAAUCAAUAUCCGAUCUGCCCGUCCUGCUGUGAAAGCAGCCAAUAAAGAACAUAAGAAAACAGUUGGGCACCAGUUUCGUAAUUCAUUGUACCUGUUAAUGGAGACGCUGAAUGCUACCACUCCCCAUUAUGUUCGGUGUAUCAAACCCAAUGAUGAGAAGUUACCCUUCACCUUUGAUCCAAAGAGAGCAGUACAACAACUUAGAGCUUGUGGAGUGCUGGAGACUAUCCGUAUCAGUGCAGCAGGCUACCCAUCCAGGUGGACCUACCAUGACUUCUUGAAUCGGUAUCGAGUGCUUAUGAAAGACAAAAGUCUCUCGAAAAAGAAAGAUAAGACGCUGAUUUGUAAAAUGUUAUUGGAAAGCCUAAUUAAGAAUCCUGACCAGUUUCAGUUUGGACGCACAAAGAUCUUUUUCCGUGCUGGCCAGGUGGCAUACUUGGAGAAAUUGCGAGCAGAUAAGUUCCGGGCUGCCACCAUCAUGAUACAGAAGACAGUGCGUGGCUGGUUGCAGAGAGGGAAAUACAGGAAAACCAGGGAAGCAGUUAUGAGAAUCCAGAGGUACACCCGAGGAUACCUGGCACGCAGAUUGGCUGAUCAUCUAAGGAAAACAAGAGCUUCCAUUAUUUUGCAGAAACAAUAUCGAAUGUUAAGGAUACGCCGUGCCUACCAAUCUAUCCGUAAAGCAGCCAUCACGAUCCAAUCCUUCACCCGAGGAAUGUUUGUUAGAAAGAACUAUCAAAAGAUACUUAUGGAGUACAAGGCCACCAUCAUCCAGAAACAUACUCGGGCUUGGCUGGCUCGGAAGAAUUUCGCCAAGUUCAGAUGUGCGGCUGUGAUUAUCCAGUGCUAUUUCAGACGCAGGAAGGCCAAACAAGAGUUGAAGGCUCUGAAGAUAGAGGCCCGGUCAGCAGAGCACUUGAAGAGGCUCAAUAUUGGCAUGGAGAACAAAGUUGUACAACUGCAGAGAAAGAUAGAUGAACAGAGCAAAGAAUACAGGUCUCUCAGCGAGCAGUUCUCCACCACCACCUCUGUUCAUUGCACAGAGAUCGAAAAACUGAAGAAGGAACUGGAACGCCAUCAGCGGAAGAAGGGGGACAGCAAUCAGCUGGUGAGCUUGCAGGAGGAAAUCGAUUCCCUCCGGCUGGCCCUGGAGAAAGCCCACGGGGAGCGAAAGAUAGUCGAAGACACCUAUGCAAAGGAGAAACAGGUGCUCCAAAAGCGGAUAUCAGACUUGGAAGAGGAGAAUGUGCUUCUGAAGGAAGAAAAAGAGGCACUGAACAACAAAAUCUUGUGUCUGUCGGAAGAUGAAUUUGCACAAAAUGCAGUUGAAGAAAAUCUGAUGAAGAAGGAGCUUGACGAGGAGAGAGUUCGUUACCAAAACCUUGUGCAGGAGUAUUCAAGGCUGGAGCAAAGAUACGAGAACUUAAGUGAUGAGAUGACGCUCAUCAAGCAAACUCCAGGGCACAGAAGAAACCCAUCAAACCAGAGCAGCCUGGAAUCGGACUCCAACUACCCAUCCAUUUCAACAUCUGAAAUAGGAGAUUCUGAGGAUGCAAUACAGCAAGUAGAGGAGGUUGGCUUGGAGAAGGCAGCCAUGGACAUGACCCUCUUCCUAAAACUUCAGAAGAGAGUGAGGGAACUUGAACAGGAGAGAAGAAAAUUGAAGACUCAGCUGGAAAAGAGAGAGAAUGAAAUCAAGAAAUCUCAGGUAAUUGAAAUGAAGAAUGAAAUGGAUUUGGACCGAGAUACUGAUCUAGCAUACAACAGUCUGAAGAGGCAAGAAUUAGAAUCUGAGAACAAGAAACUGAAAAAUGACCUAAACGAACUAAGGAAGGCUGUAGCGGAUCACGUGGCCCAGAACAAUUCUUCCAAUGACGUUCAUGAUACUUACAACCUCCUCCUGAAUCAGCUCAAGUCAGCUAAUGAAGAGUUGGAAGUACGGAAGGAAGAGGUGCUUAUUCUAAGGACACAGAUUAUAAAAACAGCCCAGCAAAAAGAUACAGGCAGGAAUAUGGAAUCAAACUUCAGCACACAAACCAGCUGGCCAAAUAGUGACAAGCAUGUGGAUCCAGAAGAUGCAAUUGAGGCCUAUCAUGGAAUGUGUCAAACAAACCGGCUCCUUGAGGCCCAACUCCAGGAACAGAGGAGGGAAUAUGAAGAGGAAGUCGAAGCCCUAAAGGACCAGAUGGAGGCAUUGAAGGAAGCGAUGGAGAAACAGCAUGAAGUCUUCCUCCAGACACUCCAGUUGUCCCCAGAAGCCCAAGUGGAGUUUGGCAUCCAGCAGGAAAUCACGCGGCUGACAAACGAAAACCUGGACCUGAAAGAGCUGCUCGAAAAACUAGAAAAGAAUGAGAAGAAGCUGAAGAAACAGCUCAGGAUUUAUAUGAAGAAAGUCCAAGAUUAUGAAGCUGAUCAAGCCAUUAUGCAUACUGAAAAGCGGCACCAUGAACUCAAUAGGCAGGUGGCUGUCCAAAGGAAGGAAAAAGACUUCCAGGGGAUGUUGGAAUAUUUCAAAGAGGAUGAGCCUUUACUCAUAAAAAAUCUCAUUACAGAUCUGAAGCCCCAAACCGUAUCUGCCACCGUGCCCUGCUUGCCUGCCUACAUCCUUUUUAUGUGCAUCAGACAUGCUGAUUACGUUAAUGAUGACCAUAAAGUGCACUCCUUGCUUACCUCCACUAUUAACGGCAUUAAAAAAGUAUUAAAGAAACAUAACGAGGACUUUGAGAUGACAUCAUUCUGGCUGUCCAACUCAUGUCGCCUUCUACAUUGUCUGAAGCAAUACAGCGGAGAUACGGGCUUUAUGACCCAAAAUACCACAAAGCAGAAUGAACAUUGUCUGAAGAACUUUGACCUCACUGAGUACCGUCAGGUCUUGAGCGAUCUCUCCAUCCAGAUCUACCAGCAACUCAUCAAAAUUGCCGAGGGCGUCUUGCAGCCCAUGAUAGUGACUGCUGUAUUGGAAAAUGAAAGCAUCCAGGGCCUCUCGGGUGUGAAGCCAAUGGGCUACCGGAAACGGACCUCCAGCAGAGGGGACAGCGAGAACGUCUACAGUUUGGAAGGAAUCAUCCGUCAACUGAACACUUUUCUGAGCAUCAUGUACGACCAGGGCCUUGACCCAGAGAUCAUCCAACAGGCCAUCAAGCAGCUCUUCUACAUGAUCAGUGCUGUGGCCUUGAACAACCUCCUGCUGAGGAAGGAUGUAUGUUCUUGGAGCACAGGCAUGCAGAUCAGGUUUAACAUCAGCCAACUGGAGGAAUGGUUGAGAGGAAAGAACCUGCAUCACAGUGGGGCUGCCAAGAACCUGGAGCCAUUGAUCCAGGCAGCACAACUCCUGCAGUUGAAAAAGAAAACCCCUGAAGAUGCUGAGGCCAUCUGUUCCUUAUGCACAUCCCUCACUACCCAGCAGAUUGUAAAAAUACUAAAUCUUUACACUCCUGUGAAUGAGUUUGAAGAGCGAGUGACGGUAGCCUUCAUAAGAAACAUUCAGGCACAAUUGCAAGAGAGGAACGAUCCUCCACAGCUGCUGUUAGACUUCAAAUUCAUGUUUCCUGUAUUGUUUCCAUUCAAUCCUUCAGCUCUGACCAUGGACUCGAUUCACAUCCCGGCGUCCCUCAACCUGGAAUUUCUUAACCGAGUUUGAAGACAAGUAUUUUUUUUUUCAGCCCAAUUUUCCCAAAGUUUGAGCAAAAAACGAAGUGAAAAUACAGGAUCUCCUCAAAUAUGGACCAAAUAAUGGUGAAAGAACCAAUACAUGCCAAUUAAUCAGUGCUAAAUUCUACAGCAUAGAAAACUAAUAUUGCAUUUGGGUUAGAUGCUUUUUGGUUUGUAUGAGGGAUUUUUGGGGUGGGGGGUGAGGAGUAGAUCUUGCAGUUGAUACUUGAAACAAACACAAGAAGGGGUUGUACUGUUCGAUAUGCUAAAAUAUUUUCUCCCACUUCCAUUAAGGCAGAUGCACUUGAAAGUAGGAUUUAAGUUUGUGAGUUGUCUCUCAAGUUUUGUGUUGAAACAACAGAAAGCCCAGAUUGCCACCCGUUUUCCAGUUGUCUGUGGUGGUAGAGCUUGCUUGCCCAAACUGGAAGCCGUCUUCAGUUUCUUGGUUUUCAGAAAAUAAAGUUGCUGCAGGAUAAAAUAAAAAAUUGUGCCACAGCUUGAACAGAUGUUACUAGAGGUGGGGACAGCAUUAUUUGCAACUUGCACUGAGGCUGGAGAAUGCCACUUUGCAUGUGAAGCAGACCCGUCAUUGAAAGCUUCAGGCCCUCUCAGGGGAGUCUGCAAGGCAUGGUUAAAAAAUAAUGGCGGCACGUGCAUAAGAAAACGGGCAGAACUUCAAUCACACCAUUGUGGCUGCCAUCUUGGCUCUUUUUUACCAUACUCUGUGGACGCCCCUGGUCCAUCUUUAACCUGCCAGGUGUCUGUUGACAAUUUUUCCAUAUGUAUCACUACGAAUGUGAGGCUGUGGAGCCACAAACCUCUAUGUUUGCUUAAUGCCAUAAUCAUAAUUUCACUGCAAGCUGCUAUUGAUUCAUUUGGGCCAGUAACUGACAUGGCACCACUUGGGGAGAAAAUGGUGUACUGGGUGCAUUGGGUCUCAGACAGCAGGCCCAUUCCUUGCCAGGAUAGUUGAAGAGUCCUUAUGAUCACACUUGGGACUGUGCCAGGACACUGUGUAGAUGUGCUGGCUCAGUUGUAUGUCAUUAUGCAGUCAACAUUCCCCCAGCACUGACUGAGCCGUGCAGAGGGAGCACACCUGCAGGGAACUGGGGUGUCAGGAUGUGUUUCCAAGCCAGUUACAAGGACAAUGUUUCGCACCAUGAAAUAGUCCAUAAAUUUGAUAGUAAGAUUCAGAGGGAAGCCUUUCAAGAGAAUUAGCAUGGAAACUAAUGUAGAAGACCUCCUACCUUUAUCAGCAUUUUUAUGCACAGAAUAGGUAAGAAAUUGUAUUUCUUGCAAGAGCUAAUCAGCACUUACUAAAGACUAGACAGCCCCAUACUGCCCCCUCUCCAGUGGAAAGAAUAAAACCUUCUUUACUGUUGUAAAUGUGAAGACUCUUUCAAUUAUGUUUAAUCUAAUGGGAUUUCCAAAAAUCCUAUCACCAAACUUGUUUCUCCAAAUUUUAUUUUUUAAGCAUCUGCCAUUUCUCAAUGAUUGUUCAGUGGCUAUCAUAGCCAUUAAAUUAGCACUCAGAUAAAAGAAGACAAGAGACCAUUAUACAAAUUAGUAAAGACAGCUCUAUACAGAAUUCAUUAUUUUGUAACCUCCUAUAAUUGCACUUAACUAGACAAACCUAGUAGGGUUACAAGCAAAAAAAUAUCUGAUUGAAUGACUUUUUUGAACUGUGCCCAGAUGAUUUUGGCAUUUUUCGCUCUUGCAGGUUUGGCAGCAGAUAUCUGACCAGGGUGCUUUUAACAAGAUGAGCACCAUCCUUUUCAAAGUAAUUUGGUUACUAUAAAUCAAACCCCCAGCUUCUAAAAGACUCUCCUCCAUAAUGGAUUGAUUCUAAAACAUUCUAGUCUGAUUCAGAAAAUAACUGAAGGACCUGCCCGUUUUCAACCAAUAAUAGUCUCCAAGACAGCUGCAGUGCUUUGCACAUUUGUCUGUGGGGCCCUGUUGCUCCAUGGCUUUGCAGUAUUGAAUGUCUGAAUGUCCUGAAGCACCGACGGACACAACAGGAGCAUCUGCUAUCCACGUGAGUUAGUGCUCACCUUAGUGCUUAUAGUGCUGCUCCCAAACUGCAGCGCAUGAAUAUGGCUAUCAGUCAUAAAGUUUAGUGUCUAGGGCAGUGUUUCUCAACCUUGGCAACUUUAAGAUGGGUGGACUUCAACUCCCAGAAUUCCCCAGCCAGCCUGGCUGGGGAAUUCUGGGAGCUGAAGUCUACCCAUCUUAAAGUUGCCAAGGUUGAGAAACAGAGCUAGGGAAGUUUUUCAAAAUUCUGAAUUCAUUAAAUGAUUGCAGCUGUGUGGUAAAAUGACAAUUGCCUCCAUGUAAUUCUACAACUUGUCUUGUGUCAUUUUUGUUUUCUGCCCCUGCAGAAAAACUCAUGGUACCUGUUGUCCUGUAGUUUAACCCAAUGAUGCUUUAUUCAACAGAAUUUUCUAUUACUCAUUCAUAUCCCUAUUUUAAGGCAAAAGAAGUUUUGUUCCAACAGUUGCUUUUCUCUCUUGUGAUUUUCUGCAUCAAUACAAACACUCAAGGCUGUACCCACCAAUUGGCAGAUUCCCCCCCUCAAAUUAAAUAGGAUAAAUUUGUCCUUUGGCAGACCCCCUCUGGAGGUCCUGACCUUGAAACAAAAAAGCACAACCAGAUUAUUGCCUCUUAUGGAACAAAUCCCUUAUUUACUCUCCUUUUCCUUUUAUCACUUUCCAGUAUAAUAUAAACAGUAUGCACUGAAUUUUUUUAAAGAACCGAAUAUUGCAAUUCCUGUGUAUUCCUUAUGAAUUCCCUAUGCGUACUCAUCAAUAAAAUAAAAGCAACGCACAUUCUUGAAAAGUAACAUAUAAGCUAAAAUAGUGCUGAAACGGCCACAUAAUUUUUCACCCCUUGUGGCCAGCUUCCUCUUCCUCCAGAGCAGGCCUUCUGUCCCCCACAAAAAUGGGUGUGAAGUGGGGGCACUUUGCCAACUGUAAUCCUACCUGCCACCUAAAAAAGGUAUAUGUGUAAAGUAAGCAAUUAUCCCCAAAUUCUCCAGUGUAAUGUGGAAUUGAGUUGUUCUGUGUGCUGGACAAGUGGAAGUGUUGUAAUCCCAUAUUGACAAGAAGCAUCAAUUUCUGUAUAACAAUCAAUGUAUAUGUU
Molecule: messenger RNA, 8695 nt
Organism: Candoia aspera
Lineage: Eukaryota; Metazoa; Chordata; Lepidosauria; Squamata; Candoiidae
Gene: MYO5B
Product: myosin VB
Exons: 39
Coding region: 75-5546 (1823 amino acids)
Biological process (GO): actin filament organization; vesicle transport along actin filament
Cellular component (GO): vesicle; myosin complex; actin cytoskeleton
Molecular function (GO): ATP binding; actin filament binding; microfilament motor activity
Source: RefSeq, a predicted model, not a curated record